Vitrella brassicaformis is the source of this 859-nucleotide messenger RNA. NCBI's taxonomy places the organism in Eukaryota, Vitrellaceae. The record is from the annotation of a GenBank genome assembly.
AUGAUAGUGUUGUUGUCGAGGCGGGCGAGAGCCCCGCUGCUGAGUCAAUGGCUCAGCCAGAGCGUCCUGGGGCGAGGACGUCGUAGCUGUAGAAGGAGACGAGCCCAGAGACGGAGCCCGAGAGCCGUCGGCCCUGACCCCUACUCAUCUGAGUCGCCAGCGGCUCCUUCUGCAGCACCCCCAACAGCCCAUCCAUCUCAGCAGCCCUCUGACGUCCCACACGACCGCAGUGAUGUUCACUGCGCCGGUGGCGAUGACCAGCCGGCAGAGUAUCGGGGCAGGGCAUUCAAUCGAUGGAGGGUCCCGUGCCACGAGCUGUGGCCGGGCAUCUACAGCAACCUCACAGCCUACGAGAGGCCGAGACUCAAGGAGCUCCGGCGCUACCUGAAAGCGGCGGGCAAAGCCGCGUGGGGCCUGCAGAGGCUAAGGGCGCAGUGCAGGAAGGAGUACAACGCAGCCAAGGAGACGGAGGAGAGUUUGGGAGCGGAGGGGGUGGAGGAGGCCUACCUGGCUGCUGUGUGGGCGUCGAGGGAGACAGCGAGGCUUCCGUCGACCCCGCGGCUGACGUCGUCUUCUCGGCGAUAUCGGAGGGCUACAACGGCACCCGCGGCACGCCAAUCGACCACCUGCUGCUCGCAGCACAAGUGACCGAUGUGGGCUGUGCUGAUGGCGAUGAGUACGUCAGGUGGAUGCCAGACAUGAAGGUGACCCCCGCCGAACCAAGAGCGGUGGCGAGAGGCGGACAAGGCAGAGGUGGGCAAGCUGCAGCACCACGAGACCUACAAGUGGGGCAAGAAGAGCGACGUCCCGUGCGUGAAGGAUCUCAGCAAGCUUGGCAACCUUGGCCGCGCCAUCGCCG